AUGUCUCUAACGCCAUGGGUGUUCCGGUGGACGUCGGUGACAGCUGUAUUAGGAACUGCUGCGAUCGGAAUUCAACUAAGUCUUUUACCAUUAUUUUUCGCAGAACUGAAAGAUCUUCGAUCAACAUUUGACAAUGAGAUGAGAGAAUCAUUAGUGAGUUCAUCUAAUUUCGGAAAAAAAAUAAUUUUUCUGUAGAGCUUAUUGGAAAGUUCCUACGCACUAUUGAGCCCGAAUCGACUAAAGAGACGAACAUUUCGUGUUGAGAAAAGGUAAACCUCAAUUUUUGAACGAAAUUCAAUUUUUCGUUUAGAGCUACAAAUGCAAAAAGUAACUUUGAUGAGUACGAAGAUAUAAGUAUUGACGAACCAACGUCUUCUGAACCUUUACUGCUACCAGGUAAAUCAAAAAACAUUUCAAAAUUAGACUCGCUUUCCAGCUUGUCCGAUAGAGCAAAACAAAUGUCCAGCUGGUCCUCCAGGACCUCGCGGAACCCGAGGACUGCCAGGCAAGGCUGGAUUAGACGGAUAUAAUGGCCUAGAGGGUAAGAUUUGGUUCUGAAAAAACUAAUGAAUAUCACUCAGGUCACCGUGCCUCUGAUAUACCGGUUAACGAGCAACAAAUAUUCUGCACCGUUUGUCCGAUGGGACGUGAGGGAAGAACAGGGCCGAUUGGGAAGAGAGGUGGCUUCUUUCAUUCAAAUCUUUCGUAAUAGAUAACUACUCAGGAAGUGCUGGCCUUCCCGGAGCUGACGGGGUGACGGGAAUGAGUGGCAGGAACGGACAGCCUGGAUCGCCUGGAGAACAAGGAGUUCCUGGAGUGCCGGUGAACUCAGAAAACCAUCCGAAAAUAAAUACGUUUACAGGGUAUCAAUGGAAAGCGUGGUGAGAGAGGACAGAUCGGCAUGAAUGUAAAAAUAAUGCCAAAGAGGGGAAGAAAAGGUCCUCCUGGUAUCGCAGGCCCUCCUGGUCCAGCAGGACAGACAGGAAAUCAUAACCUUAUCGUUUGUGUUUAUUAAAACAACUAAAAUGUUUGCAAUCAUUCAGAGAGGGAAGGCAGGAGUGCAAGGAAGAAAUGGAAGGAGAGGAAAUUCAGGAAAACCAGGAAUACUCGGGGAGGCAGGCGAAAUCGGAACGAGAGGAGCUGAUGGAACGAGAGUAUGUUUCUUUUUUUGAUAAAAAUGUUCAAAAACUGAAACAUACGAAACGAUUUCAGUAUUGUAACUGUAAUGAGCUGAUGGGGAUGUCGAUAAAAGCUGCCCAGAACUUCGCGUACGAACAGAUAUCAAAAAGCAUCGUCAACGACUACGAGAACACGUAA
Messenger RNA from Caenorhabditis auriculariae, 1317 nucleotides. The record is from the annotation of a GenBank genome assembly. NCBI's taxonomy places the organism in Eukaryota, Metazoa, Nematoda, Chromadorea, Rhabditida, Rhabditidae.